AUGGAUAUGCACAUUGUCGCCUUUGGGAGAGGAUUUCCGAGCCCAGAAAGACUUUCGCAAAUCCAGUAUAAUACUGAGAAUCCGCUUCGGAGAGAUACUGUUGUUGUACCUCCGGCCUCAUUCGUCGUGAUUCGACUCCAUGCUGAUAUUCCCGGCGCUUGGAUCAUGCAUUGUCACAUUGGCUGGCACAUAGCUGGCGGGUUUGCCGGAGUAGUGGUGGUCCAGCCAGAAGCGAUCAGUCGGUUCGUCAUUCCGGACGAGAACCUGGCGCUCUGUGAUGCUCGGACAGAACCGGUGGAUACCAUCGAACCUGGUGCCUAAAUAAAAAGUGUUUAGGCUCAAAAAAAAAUAAAAAAUAAAAAAAUAAAAACUCUUGACGCGCCUCACCAAUGUGAAUCUUGCGGUAUAUCACAUCUUGUACACUUCAUAGAAAAGAA
Molecule: messenger RNA, 437 nt
Organism: Puccinia graminis f. sp. tritici CRL 75-36-700-3
Lineage: Eukaryota; Fungi; Basidiomycota; Pucciniomycetes; Pucciniales; Pucciniaceae
Exons: 5
Coding region: 1-321 (106 amino acids)
Molecular function (GO): oxidoreductase activity; copper ion binding
Source: RefSeq, a predicted model, not a curated record